AUGGAGAAGGUAGUAAUUUUUUUUUUUCUGUUUUUUGAAGCUUUGAGUGGGACGUAUUCUUUACGUACUACUAAUGCAGGAGCUCCGUCUUCACCGACCAGCUUACCACUUUCCACUACUGUAGCGUGUGGAGUUUCGUUGUCGGAGGUCCCUUUGGCAUGCAACAUCCGCCAGUUAAGCAAAUUAAAGCGGUUUCUGACAACUCUGGAACAGUUUGGGAGUGACAUUUCACCGGAAGUAUGUGAAAAUGUACAUAACCUUAUUCUGGGCUUAGUGGAUUCUUCUUUAAGCGUUGAAGAGUUUCACCGAAAGGUUCAAGCUGUUACAGGUUAUCCUCUCCGACCGUUUGUUGUUCCAUUCUUAAAGUCUCACUUGCCAAUGCUGCAAACUGAGGUUCUACAUUUUGCUCGGUUAACCAAACAAACACCGCAGCAGUAUCUGAAGCAGUACGAGCAAGCCGUGUUAGAUUCAGUAGCGCACCCUAGUGGAGAACCUUUUGAGAUAUUUCAACCAGAAAGUAAGGAGAAUAGAAAGAGGCGCACGCCCUCUCACAGGUUAGAAAUGUUACAUUGAUAUACUAUUUACGAA
This is a messenger RNA of Limulus polyphemus (Atlantic horseshoe crab), 588 nucleotides long. Its product is annotated as protein CBFA2T3-like. The record is from RefSeq and is a predicted model, not a curated record. Gene Ontology annotation, molecular function: transcription corepressor activity. The transcript has 4 exons. Lineage: Eukaryota; Metazoa; Arthropoda; Merostomata; Xiphosura; Limulidae. Gene Ontology annotation, cellular component: nucleus. The coding region runs from base 1 to 573 and encodes 190 amino acids. Gene Ontology annotation, biological process: DNA-templated transcription; negative regulation of DNA-templated transcription.